UGUUACUCCAAUGAAUGUAGUAAAAUGUCUGUUUGACUUGGACUUACUCGCACGCAACGCUCUCUCAUUUCAUUUCACCAAUAAUACAUUUCUUUUUUUUCCCCUUAUUAUAGUACUAAUAUUAUUCCCACUCUCACUCCCAAUAAUUCUUCCUCUUCACUCAAACCCGCUACACCACCGCCACAAACUCCGGCGAUGGCAGUGCUCCGCCGCCGCCGCCGCCGCCGCCAGCUAGCCCUCUACUUCGCCACCCUUGCUCUUUUCGCCCUUCUCUCCUCCGCCUCAGCUCUCGGCUUCACCCCUCCUCGUCAAUUAACGGAGGUGGAGCGGCGGAGGCUGGGGGGGCCGGGGUCGUGGCCGCCGUCGUGCAGAUCGAAAUGCGGGAGGUGCACGCCGUGCAAGGCGGUGCACGUGCCGAUUCAGCCGGGGAUGAGUAUGCCGUUGGAGUACUAUCCAGAGGCAUGGAGAUGCAAGUGUGGAAAUAAGCUCUUCAUGCCUUAGUACUAUUUUUCUUUUCUUUUUUUACUACUAAAACUUGAUGUGUAUAUAAAAAAAAAUAGAAGAGAUGUUGAAUGACUGAUUGAAUAUGAUGUUGGAAUUUGGUCUGUCUAA
Molecule: messenger RNA, 612 nt
Organism: Salvia splendens (bonfire salvia)
Lineage: Eukaryota; Viridiplantae; Streptophyta; Magnoliopsida; Lamiales; Lamiaceae
Product: EPIDERMAL PATTERNING FACTOR-like protein 4
Exons: 2
Coding region: 196-501 (101 amino acids)
Biological process (GO): stomatal complex development; guard cell differentiation
Source: RefSeq, a predicted model, not a curated record